Molecule: messenger RNA, 1152 nt
Organism: Pieris brassicae (large cabbage white)
Lineage: Eukaryota; Metazoa; Arthropoda; Insecta; Lepidoptera; Pieridae
Gene: Dfd
Product: homeobox protein Hox-B4
Exons: 2
Coding region: 1-1152 (383 amino acids)
Biological process (GO): regulation of transcription by RNA polymerase II; anterior/posterior pattern specification
Cellular component (GO): nucleus
Molecular function (GO): RNA polymerase II cis-regulatory region sequence-specific DNA binding; DNA-binding transcription factor activity, RNA polymerase II-specific
Source: RefSeq, a predicted model, not a curated record
AUGAGCUCCUUCCUCAUGAACGGGGGAUACCAACCGCAACCCGACCCUAAGUUCCCACCCUCGGAGGAGUACAGCCAGGCAGACUACAUCCCACCAGGGGAAUACUACCAGCACCAACUCCAGUAUGGAUACCAACAAUACCCAGUACAAAUUGGGGCUGGCUAUGGUUAUGGCGGCUACUACCAUCCUAUACCACAGCAUCCCCCAGUGGCGCCACCACCACGACCGCCGGAACCUUCACAUCCGUCUGAUGCAGAUCACGGCUACAUUCACACUGACCCAGCCCCAGGCUUAGCAGAACUGGGUUUACGGCUCGAAAGGCAUAUAGAGGAAGCCGCACCAGCUGGAAGAAAGCUUCAAGCACUAGGGCGCGAAGGCUCUCCAGCUUCGGAGCUGGAUGAUGAGAGGUUAUUACUGGACAGUCCACCCAUGGACGACGAUGACUCUUCAAUAUGUUCAGAUAAUACUGAUCGAGUUAUUUAUCCAUGGAUGAAGAAGAUACACGUGGCUGGUGCUUCAAACGGAACCUUUCAACCUGGAAUGGAACCAAAGCGACAGCGGACAGCCUACACUAGACACCAAAUAUUAGAAUUGGAAAAAGAAUUUCAUUACAAUCGCUAUCUGACAAGAAGAAGAAGAAUAGAGAUAGCACACACACUAGUCCUCUCUGAACGGCAGAUCAAAAUUUGGUUCCAAAACAGACGAAUGAAAUGGAAGAAAGACAACAAAUUGCCCAAUACCAAAAAUGUAAGAAGAAAAACGAAUCCCGCUGGUGUCACAACUACCACGACAAAAGCCACACCAAAGAGUAGAUCAAAUAAGAACACAAACAAUAAUGAUAAGAAGAAAACAAAUAAUAAUGGCCGACCAGACAGUAUAGAGAAUGUUACUGAUAAUAUUAUGAACGAUUUCGGCGGGCAACAGAAUUUAUCGCACGAUCCAGUUAUAAGUCCUAUGUCUCAUCCAGGUGUGAACCACGGGCAUUCAAUGACGGCUCACCAUUUGCAUAUGAUGGGUAUGCAUGCGGGCAUGGAUCCAGCGAUGCUUGCGAACCUUUCCGCGCAUAGUUCGCCAGUAAGUUCCGGUUGUGGCACCGGCAUCUCCAAUACUCCUCCCAUAAUCAAAUCCGACUAUGGUUUAACCGCCUUAUAA